GCGGCGACCGUCGGCCCCGCGAACGGGGUGUGCCCUGCGGACCGGCUGUCUCGUACAUCCCCGAGGUGUGGUUGUGAUACAGGAAGGUGCCCGCCUAGAUCUGCAAACCGAGCAGCUGUCACCACCGGAUAAAGACUGCUAGAACAUGCUGUGGAGAAUGGAGAAAUACAAUUAUCUGGCUUUCUGAUACAGAAAAGGAGAUGACUGCAGAGUAUUAAAAGCAGUAAUUUUGAAUGGCAUAAAUCAAGAUGUGGCCAGCUCAGACUUUGCUUUCCCUCCCACACCUCUCAGAAAAGGGUGAAUAUCCUGAUUCACAACUUGGUGUCUUACUGGAGCACGGGGGAGUCAUUGCAUGACUGCAGCUUGCAUGAGUUCUUCGCAGCACUUAUGUCGUGAGGUUGUCUUGCUGAGCAGAACUGCUGCCUGACGCCCACUGACAGAGAAGUAUUGGAUCUCCUUAUGACAGCACUUCACAGGAAACCGUAUGGUUACUGUAAAUGUUCCUCUCACCAGUGUAUCAUGGGAGAUGUGACGGAGGAGGAGAUGGAUAACGUCACAUUCAAAAGUGACACUGUGCUUUCUGAUGUUCACAUACACUGUCCAAACAAAAGACAUCUCAUGGUACGGUUGAAUGCAGUUGGACAACCAGUAUUCCUGUCAUAUUUCAAACUCCUUUGGAACACAGACGAUUGGGCGUCUGAGAAAUCUGGAAGAGAAGCUACAACUGAAAGAGAACACCAGUACAGCAGUGGAGAUGAACUGUGUGACAAGGACAGGAAUAAUCUAAAAAAUGAAAGGGAAUCAAAUACUGAAGGACUAGAAGCUCUGCUGGAUGAUGAUGGAGACUUGGAAGUGGUCAGAAGACCUCGAAGCACUUCUGAUUUAGAGGCGGAGGAUCUUUCGAGGGAUAGGGUAUAUCCUGUAAUUCUGAUGAAAGGGAAAGAAGAUGCUUUUGAAGACGAAGAACAAGAAUGCACUUGCACUGAUGUUGUUAAAAUAGAGCAUACUAUGGCAACCCCCUUAGAAGAUGUUGGAAAACAAGUCUGGCGUGCAGCUUUUCUUCUUGCUGACUACGUUCUGUUUAAACGGGACAUGUUCAGGUGUUGCACAGUACUAGAGCUUGGAGGUGGCACUGGAAUUACAAGCAUUAUCAUGGGAACAGUUGCCAACAGAGUUUAUUGCACAGAUGUUGGUGACGAUCUUCUGGCCAUGUGUGAGCAAAAUGUUGCAUUAAACAAACAUUUGAUGGAGCCAGGAGCACUGGCUGAAAGGCCAUUUGACUGUUGUGGUCUUUCUUCACCCACAGGAGGAGAAAUUAAAAUAAAGGAACUUGACUGGCUGAAAGAUGAAUUCUGCACUGAUCCUGAAGCUCUUUUUAGCUGGUCUGAAGAAGAGAUUGCUGAUUUGCAUGACCACUGCACUGUGAUAAUGGCAGCUGAUGUGUUCUAUGAUGAUGACCUGACAGAUGCCUUGUUCAGAACGCUGUACAGAAUCACACACAACUUGAAAAAAUCUUGCACAGUUUUCCUAGCAAUAGAAAAGAGACUGAACUUCACUUUAAGACAUAUGGAUAUUACAUGCGAAGCCUACAGCCACUUUAGAAAUACUCUAAAUGAUUUGGAGAAUCUCCAGGAUGGAAAAAUGAAAUAUAAUGUGGAGCCCAUUAAGCCUGAUUUCUGCCAGUUUCUCAGUUAUGAACGGAUCGAGCAGUUGGAAUUGUGGAAGAUUAUUGCUGAUCAGCUAACGUGACAGGGACAUGAGAAAACAGAAGAUAUUUAUUGAAGGACAAUGACUUUUUUUUGGAUGUUUAUUAAAAAAAAAUCCUGGUGGAACCGAGUUCUCAGAAAGUAAUUCCACGCAGAUUUGCCUUACCUCAAUAAGUUUUUGUUUUGGCACUUAGGACAUGGUUUCUUUGCUUCUGGUAUGAAGCUGGUUAAUGUUGAUCUUCCGAGUACGUGCUGGAUGAGAAGCGGGCUGUGACACAGUACUGUGUGCUCUCCAGGACUGAUGGCUUAGGUUUUAGAUUCUGACAAAGAGGUAUUUAACCUUUUUCUGCGUGGCUGAUUUGCAGAUGUCAUGCAUAUUCCCUUUGGGUUUUCUGAACAUGGACACUGUUCUCAGUUUUAUCCCGAGUUCCACAUUAUGUGUAUUUAUGGACACUUGUGAAACAGUCCUCUGUCAUGAACUUUUCUUUAAACAGUCUGUUUAUGCAACGUAGUUCUUUGGUUUUGGUUUGUAUAAAUCAUUCUAGUUAGGGCAACUGUCUCAACUGAAAGGAGACAAGAUACGUUUUGUCUGAGCCUCUAAAAAUGUUCCACAUAGGUCUCGGAGUCAUAUCGUCCUGCUGGCAUUUUAAGCUAUUCUGUGCUCGCCAGCUUGAGGAUAGGAAGGUGCCAUGUGACGUGACCUCCCCCUCUUUAAAAGUUGGAAUUCUGAAUGUAUACAUGUGAGGCAGGGGAGAAGGAGGUGACCCACGUCUUGCCCGUGAGGGGCUUUCAGUGCCUUAGCUUUUGGAUUAAAGUACAACAUACUUAUCAACUCUCUCCUGUGUUAUUAAUGAAACCAAAGUUCACAGUAUUUGUACUUACUAUAAAUGUUACGUGUACUAUCAUGUUUAUAUCGCUUGCCAUAUGUACACUGUCACUUAAGUUCUUGUGCCUACUGGAUUCUUUAGCAUUACGAGAAUGUUAUGAUAAAGCUGUCCCAGUCUGUGA
Cygnus olor (mute swan) is the source of this 2714-nucleotide messenger RNA. It is a transcript of the gene METTL22, whose product is annotated as methyltransferase like 22. NCBI's taxonomy places the organism in Eukaryota, Metazoa, Chordata, Aves, Anseriformes, Anatidae. The record is from RefSeq and is a predicted model, not a curated record. Bases 460 to 1749 code for a protein of 429 amino acids. Gene Ontology annotation, biological process: protein methylation. The transcript is spliced from 13 exons. Gene Ontology annotation, molecular function: protein methyltransferase activity. Gene Ontology annotation, cellular component: nucleus.